CGGGCGCGCAACUUCGCAGAUCCUCACCGCCCCAUCUCUCCUCGCCUCAGUCUCCUCUUUCCUCUCCUAGGCGAGAGGACCAGCGGAGGCACCUCUCUCGGGUCUUAGACUGCGGUCUUAGACUUAGCGAGAGGAGCCUGGGAGGAGACGGACCUUUUCUUCCCCUUUCCCAUUCUUUCUUUUGGCUUGGAGAGGCAAGCAGAGGCGCGGAGCUUUAGAAAGUUCUUAAGUGGUCAGGAAGGUAGGUGCUUCGGUUUUUCGCCUCACAACCGAGGUAGAAGUGGGACCUCCGGACCCAGCUUCUCACCUCGGAAGGUGCACUUUUCUCGGCUGCAGCAGCCAAUGCGCAUCGGAGCCGCUCUCUGCAGAGCCAGAGGGCGCGUUGGUUUCUCGGUGUGCGCCUAAGAGGAUGGAUCGGAGGUCCCGGGCUCAGCAGUGGCGCCGAGCUCGCCAUAAUUACAACGACCUGUGCCCGCCCAUAGGCCGCCGGGCAGCCACCGCUCUCCUCUGGCUCUCCUGCUCCAUCGCGCUCCUCCGCGCCCUUGCCACCUCCAACGCCCGCGCCCAGCAGCGCGCGGCCGCCCAGCAGCGCCGGAGCUUCCUUAACGCCCACCAUCGCUCCAGCGCCCAGGUAUACCCUGAUUCCCCCGAAUCGGAAUCUGACCACGAGCACGAGGAGGCAGAGCUUGAGCUGUCUCUCCCCGAGUGCCUAGAGUACGAGGAAGAGUUCUACGAAACCGAGACCGAGACCGAGUCCGAAAUCGAGUCUGAGACCGACUUCGAGACCGAGCCUGAGACCGCCCCCGCCUCUGAGCCCGAGACCGAGCCGGAAGACGAGCGCGGCCCCGCAGUGCCCAAGGGCUCCACCUUCAACCAAUCUCUCACCCAGCGUCUGCAGGCUCUGAAGUUGCAAAGCUCCGACGCCUCCCCAAGUCUCGCGCAGCCCACCACUGAGGAGUCGGAGAGCCCCAGCGAGGGGGAGGAGCCCGAGCCUGAGGACAAGGAUACGAGGGACCCCGAAGAGUCUGAAGAACCCAAGGAGAAGAAGCAGCAGCGCCGCUGCAAGCCAAGAAAGCCCACCCGCCGCGACAGGUCCCCGGAGUCCCCUUCCAGAAGGGGACCCAUCCCCAUCCGGCGUCACUAAUGGAGGACGUCGUCCAGAUUCUCCUUGUUUUCAUGGA
Messenger RNA from Urocitellus parryii (Arctic ground squirrel), 1181 nucleotides. Its product is annotated as neuroendocrine secretory protein 55. NCBI's taxonomy places the organism in Eukaryota, Metazoa, Chordata, Mammalia, Rodentia, Sciuridae. Gene Ontology annotation, biological process: response to parathyroid hormone. The record is from RefSeq and is a predicted model, not a curated record.